AUGGUGCGAUUGUGUGUUCCUGAAGGCGAGGGACAACUCCCCUUCGUUCUCAGACCACCUGGCGCCGUUGCCACACAAAGCGGCCUCGUCACAUCGCCAUGGAGAAGUUCCAUCGCCGCUGCAGCCGUUACUGGCGGCCUGGCCCUUGUCGGCCGCUCACGACCUGGCGUGUUCCUCAAGUCCGCGGCCUUGAUCAGUACCGUCGACCUUACAUGCACAGCAUCUGGGAUAUAUGGGCGACAUGAAUUGAACCGAGGUGUCUUCAAGAUGGAAAACAUACAGCCCACGCCUGGCAAGCUAUGGGAACGGACAAAGCACUGGACUUCGGAAGAUGCGACAUUGGCUGGUGGAGUGCUGGGAAUGUUCAUGGCAUUGAACCCGCGUGCUCUGCCCGGUGUCUACGGCUUCUCGCGGUUCUUUGGAGCGGCUACGGUUGGGUGUGCGCUCGGCUUCAAGGUCGGACAAGCCUUCCUCGUGCGCAUGCCCCCGCCACUCCUCCAGCUUUUCGAUCAGACGGUCAUUGCGGCUCAACAAAAGGAGUAUCAAAAGCUACAGAACGACGACAGAGCGAAGGCGUCCCUCUCUAGAAUCGGAAAACUCGCGCUCUGGUACCACUCGUCUUCGUUGAUGGGGAUUCUCCGUAGCCCUCUGCAAGUUGGUGGGGUCGGGGGAAUGGGCGGUAUGUCUGGUGGACCGACCCAAGCGGGGCAUAAAGGGAGUUCAGGGCCUGGUGGUGGCUCGUUGGCUGCACUGAAAGCCGAGUUGGACAGAGAAACUCUCGUCCAGAUCGAGUUCAAGGAAGACGAACUUGCAGGACCUGACGUGGAAAACGGAUUUCGUGCGUACAAGGACGAUCUCAAGUCGCGAGACGCGAGCAAAGUACAGGAAUGGUUGGAACAAGUCCAGAAUCUCAAAAAGAAGACGGGUGCUGAGCUGCAAUACGUCUGGCCACACCUUGCGCAGAGAGAACAUGAGUUUUACCAACAUGUACAGGAGGACAGGGAGAAGGAUAUAUUUCGCCGAGAACUACAACUGCUCAACAACAUGGCCUCCGAUCUGGUGACGCGAUAUGCGAUUCUUGAGUAUCAUGAACACGACGCGCAAAAGCAACUACAACAGAUCAUACAAGCAGACCCCAACGGCGCAGGGCUAGAUGUAAUCUCCCGGGACAUCACAACAUCCUACGAAACAUCUCAACAUUCAGCCGGAGACGCUCAAAUGAACUAUGACGGUCCGACAACUGUCACGGAACGGAUACGCACAACCUGGUCAAGGCAGAAAGAGUUGCUGCGUCAUUUGGAGCAUAGCGUCUCCCAGGCCGAUGCCAUGCAGCCCGAGAAAGGAACUCAUAUGGCUGAAGCAGCUAAGCGCCUCCAGCAGGAUGCCGAGCAGAUAAGGAAGAACAUUGAGGCCACGGAGCGUUUGUUGCGGUGGUUUGAGGAGCGAGUACGUGAGGCGGAAGAGGCAGUGAAAAACGAUAGUCGCCAAAGCAAAUCUUGA
This is a messenger RNA of Alternaria atra, 1500 nucleotides long. RefSeq lists its product as uncharacterized. Bases 1 to 1500 code for a protein of 499 amino acids. NCBI's taxonomy places the organism in Eukaryota, Fungi, Ascomycota, Dothideomycetes, Pleosporales, Pleosporaceae. The transcript is spliced from 2 exons. The record is from RefSeq and is a predicted model, not a curated record.